Podospora pseudocomata is the source of this 4330-nucleotide messenger RNA. RefSeq lists its product as uncharacterized. The transcript is spliced from 9 exons. Gene Ontology annotation, biological process: phosphatidylinositol biosynthetic process. Gene Ontology annotation, cellular component: fungal-type vacuole membrane; PAS complex; endosome membrane. The record is from RefSeq and is a predicted model, not a curated record. Bases 781 to 3564 code for a protein of 927 amino acids. Lineage: Eukaryota; Fungi; Ascomycota; Sordariomycetes; Sordariales; Podosporaceae.
GUGAAGUCCUCGCUGCCCGCCGACCUCCCGUAGCGCUGCACUGCAGCGACGGCGAGUACCAAGAUUGAAGGGCAGAUGGUUGACAGAAACUGUGUUAAGAGCUCUUUACACAAGUGAAGGAUGGGCACAGUGCGAAAGACUGCCUAACCCCAUCAACCCCGCCAAACGAUUGCAGGCUGGGUCCCUGUCCACCACGACUGUCACCUUUAACCCUCUUGGGAAACCACAGCCUCCACUCCCCGCCCCUCGAACCCUUUGAAGCAGCACUCGCGGGCAGCAUCCCCGUCGAGCCUCCCACCAUCCACCACCAGCAACCAACUUACACCGACUGCAUCUCUGUAUCGCCCAUCUGUCCAUCUCGCUAUCUUGUCGGCAUAUUCCACAUUUCGAGUAGAAAGGAGUCCGGUGUAGUAGUAUUGCCUGAUACCCCAACAGACCAAACCGCUCUGUUCGACACUCAUCAAAGCCCAAUCUCAGUCUCCAGUAACGGUCAAAGUUACCCCACGUCAGGACCGGGAAGCACUCAGAGUGAACGCAUUCCGUCAUCGAGGCUCGGCUCGGAAGACGCCGAAUUCGUCAACCACACAACAGAUCCGUCUCGGCAGACCAAGCUUCCCAUUCGGAUCUGGACUCCGGGCAGACCAUCCGAGUUGUGCUCCCGUGUUCACCACGUGAAUCGGGCAGCCUUCUCGUCAAAGCCCCGCUCCUGGUUCAUCUCCCUACAACAGCAUGCCCGAGUAGCCAGGCCCCAAAGGAAUCCCGUCUUCGAGAACCGGCGUGAUGGAUCCCACCAUCCAGCGCGCCCUGAACGACAAGCUCUAUGAUAAGCGCAAGGUUGGCGCUCUCGAUCUUGAGCGCGUCAUUCGCGAGGUAGUUGCCAAACAGGAUAACGCCAGAAUUGAGGCCAUUCUCGACCAGCUGUGCAACGACUAUGCCUACGCUGUCCACCAGCCCCAUGCCCGCAACGGUGGAUUGAUCGGACUGGCCGCUGCUGCCAUUGCCUUGGGUUCUGAACUCGCCAGAUACCUUGAGGUCAUUGUGCCACCGGUCCUAGCCUGCUUCACAGACCAGGAUGCACGAGUCCGAUACUAUGCCUGCGAGGCCAUGUAUAACAUUGCCAAGGUCGCAAAGGGCGAAAUCCUCAUCUAUUUCAACCACAUCUUCGAUGCCCUCUGCAAGCUUGGUGCCGACUCGGAACUGUCAGUCAAGAACGGUGCCGAGUUGCUCGAUCGUCUCAUCAAAGAUAUCGUCUCAGAAUCAGCAGCAACCUACGUUUCUGUCUUGGAGCAGCCGCCGCCAUACCAAGAGGACGAUAAGGACGUUCUGGAUGACACGAAUGAACUGCCAACGGCCUUCUCCUUGAAGAAGUUUAUACCACUUCUUCGUGACCGCAUUUAUGCCAUCAACCCUUUCACACGGACCUUUCUUGUGGGCUGGAUUAUUCUCCUGGACUCUAUUCCAGACCUGGAGCUUGUCACUUUCCUGCCUGAAUUUCUCGGAGGCCUGUUGCGAUUCCUGAGUGACCCCAACCGGGACGUUCACGUGGCGACGCAGGGCUGCUUGGACAAGUUCCUCAACGAGAUCAAGAGGAUCGCCCGCAUCAAGAAGGGGAUCGCCGAGAGCAAAAAGUCAAAGGGCGAAGGCAAACGGAAAAGAGAGGACUCGGUUGAGAGCGGGAGCAUACGCCCCACUCUCGAAGAAGGCGACGAGGUGGACUCCGAAACGGCAGCCGACGACGAUGAGCUGGAUAGCGAGGAUGACUGGGUUCCAGGCCAAGACGUGCAGAUCAACCACAAGGCGAUUCUGGAGAUUCUGACUGCCACACUUGACUCACCGCUGGGUAAGCCGCCCUUCGACAACGGUCGCCAAAAGACUGCUAAUCUCACCCCGAAUCCAGAAGAAGACGGACUGCUGGAGUCGCUCCGCUGGAUUGUCGAAUUUCUUGACAUCUGCCCGGAGGAGGUACUCCCGUUUACUCCCAAGAUUCUAGCUCAUCUCUUGCCAGCAAUGGCCAGUGGGGUUGAGUCAAUUCGCCAGGCUGCCGCCAGGGUCAACACGUCACUGAUGGACUAUGUCGUUUCACUCUCUGACGAUGCUGAGCUCGCAACCAUUCCGCACCAGCUGUCUAGGAUGCCGCACGGCGAUCGCCAGGACGGAACCACAAGCGCCCGGGCAUCCCUUUCCAGCUCGAGAGAGCUUGAGAUACGAAGUCCCACCCCGGCCACGGGCAAGCCUCUUCCACGGACUCCAACCCCGGGCACGUCUGGGGCUUUGCAGCCACAAGCAGAUCUUGAUUAUGCCGCUGCGGUAAACUCACUAACCCUGCUGUUUUUGAACGACCACGAAGCCACUCGUGUCGCUGCCCUCACGUGGCUCAUCAUGUUGCACCGCAAAGCACCCAGAAAAGUGCUGGCGUUUAACGAUGGCACCUUCCCUGCACUUCUCAAGACACUCUCUGACCCAGCCGAAGCAGUCGUCACCAAAGAUUUGCAACUACUUUCACAGAUAUCAAGAAAUAGCGAAGACGACUAUUUCACCAAUUUUAUGGUAAACUUGCUGCAGCUGUUCUCAACGGACCGGAAGCUUCUCGAGACAAGAGGAAACCUGAUAAUUCGCCAGCUUUGUACCAGCCUCAGCGCGGAACGGAUAUACCGGACGCUUGCGGACUGUAUCGAGAAGGAGGAGGAUGUGGAGUUUGCUAGUAUCAUGGUCCAGAACUUGAACAACAACUUGAUCACGGCACCAGAGUUGGCAGAACUGAGGAAGCGGUUGAGGAAUCUGGAGACGAAGGAUGGACAAACAUUCUUCGUGGCGCUCUUUCGAUCGUGGUGCUAUAACGCUGUGGCAACGUUCUCGCUUUGUCUAUUGGCGCAGGCGUAUGAGCAGGCAUAUAACCUCUUACAAAUCUUUGCCGAGCUUGAAAUGACAGUCAACAUCCUCAUUCAGAUUGACAAGUUGGUGCAGCUCCUGGAGUCGCCGGUCUUUACAUACCUUCGUCUCCAGCUUUUGGAGCCAGAGAAAUACCCGCAUCUGUACAAGUGCUUGUAUGGCCUUCUUAUGCUUCUUCCGCAAUCAUCGGCCUUUGCGGCUCUCAAAAACCGGUUGAACAGUGUUAGUUCCAUUGGGUAUCUGCAUAUUGCGCCGAGACCCAACGCAACAACACCGUCGGUGCCCUCAUUUGAUCGCCCCAACCGAUUGAAGGGCCGGGAAGAAGGCAUCAUCCGUUGGGCUGAGCUCUUGGAGAAGUUCCGGACGGUGCAAGAAAGGGCAAGGCGUCUACAAAGGCUGGGCGCAGACACGGAUGAUUCUCUGUUUGGAGUAGGAGAUCUUAGGAUAGGUGGGGGCGAUGGAACCGGGGACAUGAAGCCGGCGACAGGAAGAGAAGGCGUCGGUACAGGGCCUUCUCGGAAUGCAGGAGGGGGCGGUAGGGACUCUCCGGCCGGCGGAACGAAUAACGCGAACUCGGCACCGUCGAAACCGGAACCGCCGCCAAAGACUAGGACUGGACUGGGGAGACAGCUGGGGAGGUUUGGGGUGGCUGGGCGAGGCAAGCGGAACCCCUGAUCCGAAUCUCUUGUUGCAAGUUGUUUGCCCCGCAUCAACACCCAGCACUACGUGCCUGUCCUUUUGGAACCCGUUUUUGGUUGUCAAUUUUGUUCUGAAGCGAGCAGGCGAGCGCGCGAGUUUGGUUGAUGGCUUUGACUGCUUGGUGCUUGAUUUACAUGAUUUUUUGGUUUUGGGAUUUAUUGGCUUUUUAUUGCAUAGCAAAGUUGGCCUCGUUUUGUUUACUUUAUAUCAUGCAUGCCUUGGUUUGGCUUUUUUUUUUUUUCUUUUUUUUUUUUGGUCCCCUCCUAUACUUGGUCCGUCCUGCCUUUUUGCUUGCUCAGUGCCACACAACAAAAGAAGACAAAAACAUUCAGUGACCAAAGCUCAAGUGAUGAUAUCCUUCUAACAGGUACAAUCUAUCUCUAGACCAUCAACCAACAACGCAAAUAACCCAUUCCCAAGUGACCCAACCCCCCAGACCCCCAUCAUCACAGCAACCGGAUGCUAGUCAAGAAGAGCGCAGUCAUCGUCGGACAGCGACUGAACAGAAACACGAUUACAAACGCUCGCAAAGCCAGACCCGAGCCCGUAGUCAGACUCGUCAGCCGCCGAAUGCGAUACCUGUACAGCAAGCACGGAAUCAGAGCCGGACGCGGGAUUCGGCUGUUCAGAGCGGCGGCGGAGGAGGAGGAGGGAGUUCAAGCAGGAGCUUGAGCCUGACGCGCCACCCGAGCUCGGUCAGGAGCCAGAGCCAAGGGGCUACGACGAGGAGUUACAACCAGCA